Messenger RNA from Saprolegnia parasitica CBS 223.65, 1578 nucleotides. RefSeq lists its product as hypothetical. The coding region runs from base 1 to 1578 and encodes 525 amino acids. The record is from RefSeq and is a predicted model, not a curated record. Lineage: Eukaryota; Oomycota; Saprolegniomycetes; Saprolegniales; Saprolegniaceae. Gene Ontology annotation, cellular component: nucleus. The transcript is spliced from 7 exons.
AUGACUCGGGAGCAUCCGUUUCAUAUGCCCCAGAUCAUCGUCCAACGGCUGUACGAGCGGCCGCUAACGGUAUCGCCGCGGACGACGGCAUCGCCGCCAGAGCUCUUCCGAGACGCCGCGCUCUCGUUCGUGCUCCGGCGCAUGAUCCAAUCGAAGGAAUUCCCUAAGCACACGUGUGACCUGGUCUACGCCGCGUACCGUCUGGCCGUCAUGUACGAGCGCAUCGCCGUCAUCAGCGAAAGGGUCGACAAGUUUUCAGACCUCCACGAGUUCGAGAACGCUCGCCCCGACGCGAGCGAAACGUUGCUCAAGGACGCGAGUGAGACGUGGCUCAAGCAGGAUUGCGUCGUCGCGAGCGAAGAGCUGAUUGACAAGGCUCGGGUCAUCACGAUCGAGGCAUUGCGCAAGAAGGGUCGACUCGAAAUGAUGAUGGCGCUGUUCAAGGAUCACGUCGUCACGAGCAAGACGAAGCUCAAGAAGGAUGGCCUCGACGCGAGAGAGAUAAAGCCCACGAACGUUCGGCCCGUCGUCUGGACGGCCACGAUCCCUCUGCGAGAAGACUGCCAGUAUGACGCGAACCAAAUUCCGUUUGUCGAUCACUUUGGCGCGACGUUUACAACCAACGUUGACGGCAUCUCGUCGCCCAAGAUCGUCACGUGCAACAGCACGGACGGCAAGGCGUACAAGCAAGUGGUCAAGCCCGGCAACGUGCUCCCCGACGUUGCUGUCAUGCGGCUCAUGCAGUUCUUCAACACGUCGCCGCUACGGGCCAACCCGUUUGCGGGGCUGUUUCGCACCUACAUCGUGCACGCGAUUGCACAUAUCGUCGGUGUUCUCGAGUUUGUCGGCGGCGCCGAAGCGAUCAAGGAACGCGCCCUGGAGAACGACGCGACGUACGCGACGAUGGCUCAGUGGAACCACACCCGCGACGUCGCCGACACCGCAACGCGCCUCCAGAUCAUAGCCCAGGCCCCCGUCACGCUCCCGCAGUGGUUUCUCCGCACGUUCCCAGACCCGUACGCGUGGUACCAAAGCCGACUCGUCUUCACGCGCACGCUCGCGGCGUCGUCCAUGCUGUGCCUUCUGAUUGGUCUGGGCGACCGGCAUUGCGCGAACGUCAUGCUCGACACGACGAGCGGCGCCGUCGUCAACAUUGAUUUUGGCAUCGUUUUUGAUUGCAACUGUGCGUACCAGUCCCGCGACGAGGCGGUGCCCUUUCGAUUGACGCGCAACCUGGUCGCGGCCCUCGGACCGAGCGGCACGGGUGGCUUGUUUGCCGUCGCGUGCGCCGAGACGCUCGAGGUACGACAUCCUACUACAUCACGGCAACACAAAAUGCAUCGUGUUUGGGUAGUUUGCGCGCCAGCACCAAUGCGAGAUCCUGCAACUCCUCCAGGUGCGCCACCACUCGACCCGACCGUUGCGGAAGAAGGUGUGCGCUGUGUGAAAGAGCGCUUCCAGAAGUACGUGCCGCCCCAAGUACCAAUCACCAUGGACAAAGUCGCGGAGCUCGUGGCAGUGGCAACGGAUCCCAACAAGCUCGCGGCCAUGCCCACGCCAUGGGCGCCGUGGUUUUAG